Cetraspora pellucida is the source of this 1170-nucleotide messenger RNA. Lineage: Eukaryota; Fungi; Glomeromycota; Glomeromycetes; Diversisporales; Gigasporaceae. The record is from the annotation of a GenBank genome assembly.
AUGGAAACCUUAAAUAAUAAUAAACAAAAUUAUCAAGUCCUUAGCCUAACUCACCUUCAAAAUCUAAAGAAAGCAAAAGAAUUUUAUGAUAAUUCACAAUCUAUCACAGCUCUUGAUUUUGAUAGCUCUGGCGAAUUUUGUGUUACCGCUUCAACCGACGAAACCAUUAAUUUAUAUAAUUGUCAAACUGGAAGAUACGAAAAUUUUUCAGUUAGCAAAAAGUAUGGCGUGCAUCUAACUAGGUUUAUGCACUCGAGUAGCGAUAUCGUAUACGCGUCAACAAAAGGCAAUGAUACGUUAAGAUAUUUAUCAUUACGCGAUAACCAAUUCAUAAGAUAUUUUCGUGGUCACCAAAGUAGAGUAGUCGCUUUAGAAAUGUCUCCCGUAGAUGAUCAAUUUUUGACCGGGAGUAUCAAUGAGGGUGUUCGGUUAUGGGAUUUAAGACAACCUAACGCCAUUGAUUUUAUAGAUAUUCAAUCCGGAAGACCUUGUUUAGGAUAUGAUCCUUCUGGUCUUGUGUUUGCAAUUGGUAAACGUAGCAAUAAAACUAUUCAGUUAUAUGAUAGCCGAAAAUUUGGUCAGUCCCCUUUCGAUACAUUUCAAAUCGAUGAUAAUUAUGUAGAUUCAAAUGGUUUACCAACUUCUCCCCCUGAAUGGACUGGAUUAAAGUUUAGUAAUGACGGCCAAAAAUUAUUGAUAACUACAUCUGGAGAUGUUCAUUAUUUAGUCGAUGCUUUCAGUGGUCAAUUAAAACAACGAUUAAUUGGUCAUGUAGGGCUAGAUAAUGCUUCGGCAUGCUUGGGAGGUGAUGAGACAAGUUUUACUCCAGAUGGUCAAUAUGUAAUAUCUGGUUCUCGAGAUGGCCUUGUAUUAAUUUGGGACACGACAAAAUCCAUCGAUUCAUCCAAUACUCUGUCUGAAAACAUUGAUCUUCGACCUAUCCAUACAUUAAAUCAUCAUAUUAAGCCGACGCAAGUAUUUUGGUUACCUUCAGUCGACCCUAACGACAUAGUUAAAGAGUCGGAAGAUAAUAAACCUUGUUUAUCUUCAGGUGAUAUAGUAAAGGAAACACCUAAUAUCCAAAUGCAGGUAACGGCUAGCACCAGUUCUUCUGUUGAUGCCGUUUCUAAUAGAUUGUUGGGGCCUGUACAUCAUUAUCACCUUUAUUAG